This is a messenger RNA of Osmia bicornis bicornis, 2495 nucleotides long. Its product is annotated as PPP2R1A-PPP2R2A-interacting phosphatase regulator 1. The coding region runs from base 840 to 1898 and encodes 352 amino acids. Lineage: Eukaryota; Metazoa; Arthropoda; Insecta; Hymenoptera; Megachilidae. The transcript is spliced from 5 exons. Gene Ontology annotation, molecular function: protein serine/threonine phosphatase inhibitor activity. The record is from RefSeq and is a predicted model, not a curated record.
AUUGCGCCUAUUGAAAGAAAGAGGGAGAAACUAUGAUUUUAGAAAAGGAUCAUUAAAGAUACUACAAUUCUCCUCCCUUUUUCUCCUUUCCGAUGAUUUAUACAGUAGUUAGUUUUACAAUCGGAUCAUGUAUUCUUAGGUUUGUGGAUUUAACGAAGACUCAAGGCUACCAACAAAUUCAGUGUGCUUCUUAAUCGUGAAAGAUUUUUUCUAAGGAAGAAAAAGGAUCAUAGUAAGGUCUGACAUAAGUACGCGUGCUUCACAAUAAAAAACGGUGGAAGUUAGACAACUAGUCGAGAAAAGCAUAAUUUACUUGUCAUUAAUGAUAUUAUUGAAGAAUCAGUAUAUUUAUACAAAGGCGUUACGAAAUAAAAUCAAGUUGCAAUUUCUAACCCGGUUUCUGUACGAUAGUUCAAAUACGAACUGAAAAUUAAGAGAAAAUUUGAAAUAUUUUGCUGUUUCAUUCUUUUGCUUUGCGUAUUUUCAACACAGUAGAGUUUACGUUUGAAUCAAUUUUGUAUUUGACACGACAAAAGAUUGAUUAUAAAUAUUACGUUCUAAUAAUGCGUCAAAGCGUAAAAUGAAAAUCUAAGCGGCAGUUUAAAUGAUAACUCAAAUGUGGUAUCUUGUCAAUUUCUCGUGUGAAAAGACAAAGUUCGUAGUUGUCAAACUAUUAAAUAGCAGCAACAGAAAAAUGCAUAAUAUACAUUAAUAUUAUCAUAUUAUAAAUUGUUUUGCUCAGUGAACUAUAUUGUUGUGUAUAUGUACUUCAAUGUUCCUUGAGUCCUUGAAUAGUGUCUUUAGACAGAUGUAUCAAGAAAUAGCUAGUCCGAAUAAUCAUGGAUGUUGACUGCACGGUAGUUGGUUUAAAACGAUCUAGUAGUGCACCCAUGAUCAAUAAGAUCACUGCAACAAUGUCUGUAACAUCACCUUCUGCUUCUACACCAAGGGAUGUUCCAUCAACUUUUAACAUAUUUUCAAAUUUACCUCGGACACGACGCUUCAGCACUAGUAGUUCUGGAACUGUUCCCAGGCUAACUCCACGGAUAAGUCAGUUGAGACAAGAAGAAUGUAUUGAUGUUGCUGGUCGUGAAGCAGCACAUGAAAAAGAAAUACACAGUGCCAUACAAAUCUCUCAGUCAUGGGAAGAUCUUACAAUAGAAGCAGAAGGACUAUCCUUUAAAGAUUCUGAAUCAGCUUCAUUACAGUUUAAAAUAGAGUCACGACCAAUUCCAAAACGAGUCCUAGAUCCAUUAAGUAUAAACUUAUCUGUAAGUGGUUCAACUCUGUAUUCCUCGCCAUCGCCUACGAGAACUGGUUUUGGUCAGAGACGGUGUUAUUCACCCAGUGUUCAUGCAGUCACUUGGAAAAAUAAUUUAUCACCUAGUCCCACCAGAAAAGCUUUUGCUACAAGGCGAAGUUUAAGUCCUAUUGCAAUACGGCCGAGUUGUUUAGCUUCGGUUAAGAGAAAAUUCGAAUUAGACGAUUCUGGAAUGGAUCAUCAGUUACAACCUCCAGUAAAACGUACAUCCGGUUUGUUAACUUCUGCUACAUCUAGGUUGGAUGUGGCAAUAUCUAGUCUACAUCCAGGAACUGUUAGUUCAGUUGGAACUCCAGAAUCUUGUUCCAGUUUUGAUUCUUCUGGUUUUUCUUUUCGACCUGUACACAGUCCAUCCUCUGGUCCAGGUAUUAUUUCUAUCGUUAACGACGAUCCUUCUUCCUCUUCAUCUUCUUCUUCGUCUUCCUCAUCUUCUAUCACCUUUUCUUCCUCUACCUCUACUUCCUCCUCUUCUAUCACCUCUUCUUCUAUCGCUUCUUCCUUGGAAGGAUCAAAUGUACAGGUUCAAAACUUCGAAGAAAUACAAAAUAAACAAAUUAUACGAAAAAACCACAAAUAAAUGGAAGCAUAUUAACAAGUUCUUCAGGAGUAAUAUGUAUCAUUACAAUAAUGAACUUAUUCUUGUGAACAGUAAAAAAUGAUCGUUAUAGUGACCAAUUGUAUGUACUGAAUUUAUCCAUGGCUAUUUUUUUUCAUAUUUAAUAUUUACCUGCAUUCUGGUCAUUUCUAGUUACUAAUUUACGUAUCGAGAAAAUUAUCCAUAUAACAGUUACAUCAUACAUGAUGCUUUCAGUUUUAUUAAGAUGCUUAUAAAUAUCAAUUAUUAAAUGAAAACAAGAUACGUGUACAAAAAUAUAUAUAAAUAUAAUAUAAAGCAGUUCUAAGACCAAAGCGAAUUAUUUAGGAAAUUAUAUGUGCUUCCUACUUUUAAGACUGAAUUCCGCGUUUUAUAUUACAUCGAAUUCAAAGAUUCUUUACAUGGAAAGGGGUAUGAAUACAUGACGUUACCUAUUUUAAUUCAAUAUUAAAAAUGUGUCAUUAUUAGUACAAUCCUUUUUCUUAUUAAAUCACCUUACCAAUUUGUCCUUGGGGAAUUCUUGAUCUUUCAGAAUAAAUUAAUAAAUAUCUAUAUGAUGUAUUUGAAUCGAUAACUUUU